AUGUUACAGGUCGGCGUGGUCUGCUUUGUUCGUGCCGAAGCACAUCCGGGCUGCAUCUUGUUGGGUCGUCGACUUGCGCGCCACAGCGACGGCAAUCCGAAGGGUCAAGGCACGUUUGCUGCACCAGGCGGACACUUGGAAUUUGGGGAGGAUAUUAUCACUGCCGCCCAGCGGGAGGUGCGCGAAGAAUGUGGCGUGAGCUUGCAUAAUGCUGCACUGUCAGCCACCUUCAACGUGAUUGAUGCGCCGAGUCACUAUCACUUUAUCGUCUUGGCCGUUGUUGGUGACAUUCACGAGGUGAGCAGUCGCGAGCCCGUCAAUGCAGAGCCCUCCAAAUGUGAGGGCUGGUUUUGGCACGAGUGGCAGCAGCCUUUGCCCCAACCCACGUUCCAGAGCCUCGUCGUUGCGCGCGACCAAGCCUUUUCGCCAUUUUAG
Molecule: messenger RNA, 435 nt
Organism: Monosiga brevicollis MX1
Lineage: Eukaryota; Choanoflagellata; Craspedida; Salpingoecidae
Exons: 2
Coding region: 1-435 (144 amino acids)
Biological process (GO): dGTP catabolic process
Cellular component (GO): cytosol
Molecular function (GO): 8-oxo-7,8-dihydrodeoxyguanosine triphosphate pyrophosphatase activity
Source: RefSeq, a predicted model, not a curated record